GGCCCGAUUGUAUACAAUAGCUGGAGAUUUUAUCUGGUGGGGCUUCGAGCUUUUCUUCUGGCCCGCCGCCAACCCCGGGAAAUUUAGAUUCGGUUACAACUACUAAAUAUCCUUGCUUGAGACCGCAACAAGAACCGAGCCAUCGUUCAAAGUAACCUAAACUACUAGAGAUUGACCGUAUAAACAAAUGGCGGCUUCAUUUCCAUCCGAUGCGCUGCAUUUUCCAGCAAACUCUCGUCCCUUUCUCGAGCCUUACCUGCCGCCAGAGGCUUCGGAAGACGGCCAAAUUGAGGCUGAGAAGGGGGAAGCACAGCAGGAAAAGAAUGGCAAUGACUCAUCUCGCCCAUACACAACCCUCACAUUUGCUACGUCUCUCGACUCUGCCCUCUCGCUAGCCCCAGGGAUGCGCACCGUGUUGUCUGGGCCGCAAUCAAAAGCCAUGACUCACUACCUCCGUUCGCGACACCAGGCCAUUCUCAUUGGCGUUGGAACUGCCAAUGCCGACGACCCCGGCCUCAACUGCCGUAUCGAAGGUGUAGAUGGAUACAAAUUGUCCACUGUAGAAUCAAAUCUGCAACCAGACGCUGCCAUUAGCGAUUAUGCGAAAAAGGCAUCAUCAGAUCCGGAAUUGAGAAACUUGAUGAAAAACGUCGCCAUGGGAAGGGCAUCAACCGAGCAAAUGCAGGGUUUUCAGAGCCACCUUACUCAAAUUCAAAAUACUAAACAUGAAGAGAACUUAGAAAAGCUACGACGAGAGCAAGAAAAACUUCAACAGCCUAGGCCAAUUGUCAUUGAUCCUCGUGCAAGGUGGGGGUUUCAUGAGGGUUCUAAGAUUCUUUCGCUUGUUAGAGAGGGGAAAGGAAAGGCACCUUUUAUCAUUAUUUCCAAGAAUGUUCUUCCGCCUAAAGAUAAGCAGGAACUUUUGGAGGCAUACGGUGGGAAGUUUAUAGCUGUUGAGACAGUACAAGACGUCAAUGGCGACACUCGGUUUGAUUGGAACACCAUCCUCCGUAUUCUCGCAACGGAGGAGAAUAUAAAGAGUAUUAUGAUUGAAGGAGGCGGAGCGAUAAUCAAUUCUAUUCUUUCGGAGCCGCGAUACAGUGCUCUCGUCGACUCGGUCAUUAUUACUAUUGCUCCUAAGUGGCUCGGCCAGGGAGGAGUUGUGGUCUCGCCAAAGCGGCUAGUUGAUGAAGAUGGAUGCGCGAUUCCUGCUUCAAGGCUGACAGAAGUUCAGUGGCAUCCGUUCGGGGAAGAUGUUGUACUUUGCGGGAGGAUUAUUAAAUCUCAAUAA
Messenger RNA from Talaromyces proteolyticus, 1291 nucleotides. Its product is annotated as putative riboflavin biosynthesis protein Rib7. Lineage: Eukaryota; Fungi; Ascomycota; Eurotiomycetes; Eurotiales; Trichocomaceae. Gene Ontology annotation, molecular function: 5-amino-6-(5-phosphoribosylamino)uracil reductase activity. Gene Ontology annotation, biological process: riboflavin biosynthetic process. The transcript has a single exon. Bases 188 to 1291 code for a protein of 367 amino acids. The record is from RefSeq and is a predicted model, not a curated record.